Entelurus aequoreus (snake pipefish) is the source of this 6914-nucleotide messenger RNA. It is a transcript of the gene slc26a11, whose product is annotated as solute carrier family 26 member 11. Gene Ontology annotation, biological process: transmembrane transport. The transcript has 15 exons. The record is from RefSeq and is a predicted model, not a curated record. NCBI's taxonomy places the organism in Eukaryota, Metazoa, Chordata, Actinopteri, Syngnathiformes, Syngnathidae. Gene Ontology annotation, cellular component: membrane. Bases 232 to 1944 code for a protein of 570 amino acids. Gene Ontology annotation, molecular function: secondary active sulfate transmembrane transporter activity.
UGUGUGUCGAGUUGGAGACAGGAGCCCAAAGCGGGACAUCAGGACGUGGAAAAUCUUUGAUAUAUGAAAUAAUGUUGCAAUUCCAAAAGAGGAACGCUUUCGAUGUGACAGGAACUCCCAACUUCACAAAAAAGGACAUCAGUUCCCUCUCAACAUGACUGACGUAUAAACAGAAGCAGCGACUUCUCUCAUCUUGUUGUGUGCUCCUCACACACUCCCCUUCUCCGCACAAUGGACCAACCUCUGCUUCAAGGAGAUUCCAACCAGCGCUCAGUUGUUUUUUUCCGAUUGCUCAAGAGAUGUCUGCCCAUACUGACCUGGUUACCUAAAUACAACAUCAAGUGUCUUCAGAUGGAUCUGCUUGCGGGCUUCACUGUUGGCCUGACAACUGUGCCACAAGUGCUGGCCUAUGCAGAAGUAGCAGGACUUCCUGUGCAGUAUGGACUCUAUUCUGCCUUCAUGGGCGGCUUUAUCUACGCACUUCUGGGGACAUCCAAAGACGUGACGCUUGGUCCCACAGCUAUCAUGUCACUCCUGUGUUUCUCGGUGGUGGGAGGUGAGCCACAGCGAGCGGUGCUGCUCAGCCUCCUGUGUGGAAUCAUUCAGGCUGGAACAGCUUUACUCAGAUUAGGAUUCCUCUUGGACUUCGUCUCUUUUCCUGUUAUUAAAGGCUUCACUUGUGCUGCAGCAAUAACUAUUGGCUUUGGCCAGGUGCAGAAUCUGUUGGGACUCAAGGAUAUUCCACACGAGUUCUUCCCACAGGUGUACUGCACCUUGUCCAGGAUCCCAGAGGCCCGCAUAGGUGAUGUAGUGCUCGGUGUGCUGUGUGUUGCUGUGCUGAUGAUGUUGAUGAUGAUGGUGAAGACAAGUGUGGGCAGUGAAGAUUCUCCCAGGUACUCUAGGAUCGCACAGACCUUUGUGUGGACUGUUGCCACAAUGCGUAAUGCCCUGGUGGUUGUGGCUGCAUCUCUCUGCGCAUUUUCAUGGGAAGCUUACGGUCACCACGUCUUCACCAUCACUGGUAAAACAGCACAGGGCCUACCAGCCUUCAAGCCGCCUCCCACUUCCGACACCUCAGCCAAUGGCACGGUGGUACCCUUUAAACAGCUCGUACAGGAUUUUGGAGGAGGUUUAGCUGUAAUUCCUUUCAUGGGUCUUCUGGAAAGCAUCGCUAUUGCUAAAGCAUUCGCCAGGAAGAACAAUUACAGGAUUGAUGCUAACCAGGAACUGCUGGCCAUCGGUGUGACGAACAUCAUGGGCUCCUUUGUGUCCGCCUACCCUGUCACUGGCAGCUUUGGCAGGACUGCAGUGAAUUCUCAGACUGGUGUUUGCAGUCCGGCUGGAGGGAUUGUCACCAGUGUGAUAGUGUUGCUGUCCUUGGCAUUCCUCAUGCCAGCCUUCUACUACAUCCCUAAAGCUUGUCUGGCUGCUGUCAUCAUCUGUGCUGUGGCUCCAAUGCUGGAUUAUCAUGUUGUGGCUGACAUGUGGCGUAUACACAAACUCGAUCUCCUUCCCUUCAUUGUCACCUUCCUGAUGAGUUUGUGGCAGGUGCAGUAUGGAAUCAUGGGAGGUGUUGCUGUAUCUGCAGCACUGCUCAUGUACAGCAUGGCCAGACCACACACACAGAUGUCCGGUGAAGGUGUGCUGCUCAUCCAACUGUCCAAUGGGCUAAGCUUUCCUGCUGCAGAACACCUGAGCUACAUCAUCCACACUAAAGCUUUGCAGGUGUCACCUGCCCGGUCAGUAGUACUGGACUGUCAUCAUGUCAGCAUGAUCGACUACUCCGUCAUCCAUGAGCUCAGCGACCUGUUGAGGCACUUUAAAGUCCAACAUCUGCAUCUGAUCUUUUCUGGCUUGCAGCCACACAUCCUGGAGGUUCUUCUUGCUGCAAACUUGGAGGGUUUCAUAUUUGCAGACAGCGUGGAAACUGCACUGCAGAUGUGAGAUGAUGCAUUAAUGAAUAGUCAACAACAGACGGAGCUCAACUGAAGACACUUUGGUACUACAUUGGCUUCACUUAAUGUCCAUGCUGGUAUUUGUGAAACCAGGUGACACAAAGACAAAGUAUGAUUGUGCAGCUUACAUAACAUAAUAAUUAAUUUGUAGUCUGGACAAUGCACAUUAAUGAACAAUCUGAUUAUAGCAUCGUUGCUAAUUUACAUUUGUAGACAUACCGUAUUUUUCGGACUAUAAGGCGCACUUAAAAUCCUUUAAUUUCCUCAAAACUCACCUAAUGUACGGAAUAAUAUUGGUUGUGCUUACCGACCUCAAAGUUAUUUUAUUUGGUACAUGGUGAAAUGAUCCAAUCCAAUCCACUUUAUUUAUAUAGCACAUUUACACAACAAGAAUGUUUCCAAAAUGCUGCACAGCCAUGUUAAAAACAAUAUUAAAAACAAAAUUAAAAACAACAUUAAAAACGAUAUUAAAAACAAUAUUAAAAACAAUAUUAUGCUACACCAAUGACUGAAUAAAAACAAAGAAUAAAUGAAUAGAAAACCAAUACAGAAACAAUAUAAAAAAUAAAUAUGAUUAAAAACGAUUUUAAAGGGUAAAACCAAUUAAAACAGUAAAAUAGACUUCAAAAUUUAUUUAAAAAAAAACACAGAGAACAACAGAGGACAGAAGACCACACAACUCACGUAGUGUUAAAAGCCAAAGAAUAAAAGUGGGUCUUAAGACGAGACUUAAAACACUCCACUGUGGAAGCAGUUUGAACAUGGAGGGGCAGAGUGUUCCAGAGUUUAGGGCCGACCACAGAGAAGGCCCUGUCUCCCCUGGUUUUAAGUCUCGUCCUGGGCACCACGAGCUGGACCUGGCUCUCGGACCUCAGAGCGCCCGCAGGAGUGUAAAUUUGGAUGAGGUCCGAGAUAUACUGAGGUGCCAGUCCAUGUAAAGCUUUAAAAACAAACAGCAAGGAUUUAAAACCAAUUCUAAAAUGAACAGGGAGCCAGUGCAAACUCCGAAGAAUUGGGGUUAUAUGCUGGCGUUUCCUGGCCCCUGUUAAAAGUCGUGCUGCCGCCUUCUGGACUAACUGCAACCAGGAGAGAGCUUUUUGGCUAAUGCCAGCAUAAAGUGCACUGCAGUAGUCCAGGCGACUUGAAAUAAAAGCAUGCACGACUUGUUCAAAAAGGUUAAAAGAUGAUAAAAACACGAUUUUAAAACGCCAUUGACUUGUUUGUCAAAUCUAAAAUGGCUGUCUAUAGUGACGCCAAGGCUGGUGACUUUGGGACGCACAUAAUUUUGCAAUGGGCCCAAGUCAAUGAGGGCCGGACCAAAAACUGAAAUUUCCGUUUUUCCCUCAUUCAUUAUUUAAAAAUUCUGGGCUAACCAAGCCUUGACAUCACGUAGACAGUUGAUAAGUGUGACCAGUAGAUGGCAGUCACACAUAAGAGAUACGUGUAGACUGCAAUAUGAUGGCAGUCGCACAUAAGAGAUACGUGUAGGCCGCAAUAUGACUCAACACUGUAAAAAAAAAAGAAAGUUGAGAAAACGCUAAUUUUCAAGGCAACAUGAUGCAACAAGAUUUUUGCGUUUUUUUCAACUUUUGACUACUGCUAAAUAGUGAAAUACGAUUUGCAAUUGUUGGACUAAUUAUAGUUUUCUAGUUAGUCAGAUUUAGAAAUAAGGUUUCACUAUGUUUAACUACCAAAACAGUGUUUAGCCAGCAGUAGUCAAAAAGUUGAGAAAACGCCAAAAUCUUGUUGCAUCAUGUUGCCUUGAAAAUUUGCGUUUUCUCAACUUUUUUUUUUUUUUACAGGGAGUAAACGACACCAAAAUUGUGUAUGUUCCAUUGAAAAUAUAGAACAUUACACACGGCGCUCAAAAAUCGAUCAAAAUGUUUUAGUACGACUUUGGUAAGCUAUGAAGCCACACCGCUUGAUGGAUUGUACUGUGCUUCAGUAUUAUUAUGGUGUGUGUAUAAGGUAAGACAUAUUAUCUGGCGUUGUGUUUCACAAUAUUAUGCAAAAGCAACUUUUCUUACCUUCUAGUAGCUGCUGAUCUGUAUUUGGGAUCUGCAUAAAUUCUGAAAAUUUGUCGAUAAGCUUCUUUUUCUCUAUCUUCUUGUUAUGGGACAUUUAUCCUCUGCUAUUGCCAUUUCUAAUAUAAAGUAGUGUAAAGUUCUUACUCAUAUCCGUCAGUAAACUCGCCAUGAAAGCGCUAAAACAUACCGGUGUAGUGAGUUUACAUUAUUCGCCCAAGGAACUUUAGUUAUCAGAGAGUUCCGCUCCGACGUUUUUUCACGGGACACAUUUCCGGCCUUGUUGUUGUUGCACUAGUGAGCCACGGAUGAGGAGAUGCUGCUCCGUUAUUGAUUGAAGUAAAGUCUGAAUGUCAUUAAAACAGUUAGCUACACCGCUACAACAAAGAUGACGGAGAAAAGACCUUACCGAAGGUGAGCCACGUAAAUAAGACCGCCCACAAAACGGCGCAUCCUGAAACGACUGUCAGAAAGCGGCUCGGCGAUGAUCUGUAAAACAUAAUCUAUGCAACAUUUUGACCAAAGAACCAUAAUUGUUGUUAUGUAGACCACAAGGAAGUGUUUUUAAUUUUUUUUAAAUUAAUAAUAAUAUGACCCCUUUAAUGCGCCCUAUAAUCCGAUGCGCCUUUUGUAUGAAAAUAGACCUGAAUAGACCCGUUCAUCGGCGAUACGCCUUAUAAUCCGGUACGCCCUAUGGUCUGGAAAAUACGGUAUAUUGGAGGACAAUAUGAAAAUAUCAUGUUUUAAAGUCAUAGGCCCUGAUUUACUAAAGGUUUGCGUGUACUAAAACAUGUGCAAACUUGACAGCACAUGCGAAGCUAGUCUACUAAACGUGUGCAAAGUCAAUUGGGUCUGUUAAGUCAGCAGAAUAAGGCGUGCAAUAUUCUUCAUUAAUAUGCAAAAUAUGCUGAUCAUCAAAACACCUGCAAUACUAGGAGGAGAAGAUGCAAGUAUAAUUAUUCAGCACGCUACGUGAUUCAUCAACACUCAUUACUCUUUUGCGAGCACUAUUUUGAGUUUAUUUAGCAUAAGUUGUUGUAACAGGCACAUCCAUAACAUGUAAUAUUUACUAGGGAUGUCCGAUAAUAUUGGCCUGCCGAUAUUAUCGGCCGAUAAAUGCGUUAAAAUGUAAUAUCGGAAAUUAUCGGUAUAGUUUUUUUUAUUAUCUGUAUCGGUUUUUUUUGUUUUGUUUUUUUUGUUGUUUUUUUAUUAAAUCAACAUAAAAAACACAAGAUACACUUACAAUUAGUGCACCAACCCAAAAAACCUCCCUCCCCCCAUUUCUUUCUGUUAUCAAUAUUCUGGUUCCUACAUUAUAUAUCAAUAUAUAUCAAUACAGUCUGCAAGGGAUACAGUCCGUAAGCACACAUGAUUGUGCGUGCUGCUGGUCCACUAAUAGUACUAACCUUUAACAGUUAAUUUUACUCAUUUUCAUUAAUUACUAGUUUCUAUGUAACUGUUUUUAUAUUGUUUUACUUUCUUUUUUAUUCAAGAAAAUGUUUUUAAUUUAGUUAUCUUAUUAUUAUUAUUUUUUUUUAAAAGUAUCUUAUCUUCACCAUACGUGGUUGUCCAAAUUAGGCAUAAUAAUGUGUUAAUUCCACGACUGCAUAUAUCGGUUGAUAUCGGUAUCGGUUGAUAUCGGUAUCGGUAAUUAAAGAGUUGGACAAUAUCGGAAUAUCGGAUAUCGGCAAAAAGCCAUUAUCGGACAUCCCUAAUAUUUACAUUUUAAAUCAAAGGGUAGCGCAUUUAUUUUACAAAGCACAUUACAACUUUCAACAUUUCCUUCAACAACAACAUGACUAAUCAUGCUGACUUCAUGAGAACCUGCGACUACUUUGGGAGAAAUGAUGAUCCAGAACCUUAUAUUUUUUUAGCCUAAUUAUAAAGAGGGUGAGAAAACAAGUUUUAGAAGCUGUGUGAUCCAGCUUUAGUGAAACACUACUGUUUUAAACAAACACAAAAAAACAAUCUCGUACUGUACAACGUCUGUUCUCACUGGGAUGCUGACAGAUGGGAUGUUUAUAUCUUUCAGCAUAAUCUUAAACUCCCUGUUUGGACGGUGAAUUCAUCAUAAUCCUCAAUCCUCAGGUUAAAAAAAAAAAAGUUGGAGCAAACAAGCAUAUUGUCAAGUCUUUCUAGCGCUGUCUUAAGGUCUAAAUUGAAUGUCAAAGUUGACCAGUUUUGCAGUUUCUUACAAAAACCUGCUCCUAUAUGAGUGUGAGGUAUGUUUUAUAAUCUACCAUUAACUUCUACCAACUCAGGGGCGAUGCGACAGCAGAUGCUCAGUAUGUCAAUAGCUGCAUAAGCUAGUUACCGCUCGGUGAUCAAUGCGCCGUGUUACUAAAAGUAGUCCCCCUGCGUUAGCACUUAUAAUAACAAUAACACUAAUAGUUAUUAUGCAGGUCACAGCUUGUAGAUCGUCUGCGGUUCUUGGAAGGUUUUCAGAGGGCUCUAUGAGUCGUAUUUUAUCAUUUCCAAUACACAACAAAGAGAAAGACGUCACAUAGAGGUUGUGAGUAUUAAGCAAGACAUUUUAUGUGUAUAGAUUUUAUCGUGCCCUGAAAUAUUAUUUUACAUGUGAUAAAUGAUUUCAUUGAGUGGUAAGUGUAAGCAAUAAUGAAUUGUUGCUACCCAAACACAAGGCUGAGUGAAACAGGUUAUGUUCUGCCUUGGCCAUCCGUCAUUGUUGUCUCUCUGCUGUCAUACAAUGCAUGACUUACUCACUUUUUGCCUUUUAAUGAUGCCUAACUUUAUGACAGGCUGUUUAGGACCAACCUAGCAAGGCAGCUACUAAAGUGACGUGCUGUCAGGGGAGGCAAGGUGAGGCAGUGCCUCACCUGGCUUAACCACGAGAUGUUAAAAAACGAAGUAAUACAAUAAAAUAAGUUUGAAUAUUUCUCUUUUGGUCUCUACUUUCUAUGGGAUUUUGGUGUGG